Messenger RNA from Gastrolobium bilobum, 701 nucleotides. RefSeq names its product class I heat shock protein-like. The record is from RefSeq and is a predicted model, not a curated record. The transcript has a single exon. Gene Ontology annotation, biological process: response to heat; protein folding; response to salt stress. Lineage: Eukaryota; Viridiplantae; Streptophyta; Magnoliopsida; Fabales; Fabaceae. The coding region runs from base 87 to 521 and encodes 144 amino acids.
AAAACAACAUCAUCAGUGAACUAACAAAACUUAGCAAUUCAAUUCUCUUAACACAAAAGCUUGAUCUUUUCCCUUGAGCCACAAACAUGUCUCUUAUUCCUUCUUUGCUAGGCAACAGGGGAAUCUUCGAUCCAUUCUCCUCUGAUAUUUGGGCACCCUUUGGCUCCAACAACGAAGUUUCAAGCUUUGCAAAUGCAAGAGUUGAUUGGAAGGAAACCCCAGAAGGGCACGUGUUCAAAGCAGAUUUGCCAGGGUUGAAGAAAGAGGAGGUGAAGGUUGAGGUUGAAGAAGGAAGAGUAUUGCAGAUUAGUGGGGAGAGAAGUGUAGAGAAAGAGGACAAGAAUGAGAAGUGGCAUCGAGUUGAAAGGGGUCGUGGCAAGUUCUUGAGGAAGUUCUGGUUACCUGAGAAUGCAAAAGUUGAUGAAAUUAAGGCGAAUAUGGAAAAUGGGGUACUCACUGUUACUGUUCCAAAGGUGCCAGAGAAGAAGGCUGAGGUUAAGACUAUUGAGAUCAGUGGUUGAACUUGAACCUGACGAGACCAUAAUAUUUGAACCUCUUGAAUGUCCUGUUUCGAUUUCCUUUUGUGUGAAAGUGUUUCCUUUUGUGUGAAAGUGUGACAAAACUUCAAUAAUUGAUGUAUAAGUCGUGUCUUUUACUUGGGUGUGAAUGUAUCAUGAACCUCCAUUUAGUUUGUUUUCGUA